ACGGUGCAGCAAAUGGUGAAGGUAGCAUCAGUGAAAGCCCAGGCUGAAAUAUACAGAUAUUAAACCCUAAACUGGACAUCUGCCUGGGUGUCGAAUACAAUGAAUGCAAUAAGAACUGGGGUUUAAGAACAACAAUAAAGCAAGUGUGUGCGUGCCAUCACCACUGCCGAUUUGGGGAUUGACAGAGGGUUGCAAAGAAGAAAGUGGCACAGCCUCUGGACGCUGAUAAUACUGUAGUAGUCCAUAUAUUUUAGUGUUUUUGUUUGUUUGUUUUUUUAUAUACAGAAGACAAACCAAUAGGCCAGAUCGUUCUCUCUAGGAGUCCGAUUAUUUUAUUUUGACUUUUAACUUAUACAUAAGCUUACCGAAACCGAAGGGGAAAAUAAAAUGUCGACCAGUACCCCAGAAGCGGUGAAGAAAUUAGUAGACAAUAUGCAGACUGAUUUGCGGUCGCUGUCUAUGGAGUGCAAGAAAAAAUUUCCUCCUGUGAAAGAGGCAGCUGAAUCAGGCAUUGUGAAAAUCAAAACAAUAGCUGCAAGAAACACGGGCAUCUUGGCAGCACUGAAAGAAAACAGCUCAGAGGUGGUUCAGCCCUUUUUAAUGGGCUGUGGAACGAAGGAACCGAAGAUAACCCAGCUUUGCCUGGCAGCUGUUCAGCGGCUCAUGACACAUGAAGUCGUUUCUGAGGCUGCAGCUGGGAAUAUUAUCAACAUGCUGUGGCAGCUGAUGGAGAACGGGCUCGAGGAACUCAAGCUGCUUCAGACAGUGCUGGUACUUUUAACAACAAACACAGUCGCACACGAUGAAGCGCUCUCCAAGGCGAUUGUGGUGUGCUUUCGACUGCACUUCACAAAAGACAACAUUACCAACAACACAGCUGCAGCAACUGUGCGGCAGGUGGUAACGGUGGUGUUUGAAAGAAUGGUUGCUGAAGAUGAACGUCACAAAGGUAUUAUAGAGCAACCACCAGUGAUUCAAGGCAACAGUAACAGAAGAUCAACCAAUACCCUCAGACCCUGUGCUAAAGAUGCCUACAUGCUUUUUCAGGACCUUUGCCAGUUAGUCAAUGCAGACGCCCCUUAUUGGCUCACAGGCAUGACAGAAAUGACUCGGACGUUUGGCCUUGAACUUCUGGAAUCUGUUUUGAACGAUUUUCCCCAAGUGUUUUUACAACACCAGGAGUUCAGUUUUCUUCUGAAGGAGAGAGUUUGUCCAUUGGUAAUUAAACUCUUCUCUCCGAAUAUCAAGUUCCGACAGGGCAGCAAUGCCACCUCUUCCCCAGCUCCAGUUGAAAAGCCUUAUUUUCCAAUCUGCAUGCGCUUGCUCCGAGUGGUGUCAGUUCUAAUCAAGCACUUCUAUAGCCUUUUGGUUACCGAGUGUGAGAUUUUUUUGUCCUUGCUGGUUAAAUUUCUGGAUGGUGAUAAACCCCAGUGGCUUAGAGCUGUUGCAGUUGAGUCUAUACACAGACUUUGCGUACAGCCUCAUUUGUUACGGUCGUUUUGUCAGUCUUAUGAUAUGAAGCAACAUUCAACUAAGGUCUUCAGGGACAUAGUCAAUGCCUUGGGAUCCUUCAUACAGUCCCUCUUUAUUGUCCCCAAUGUUGGAAACCCACCCAUUGUAAACACACCAGCAGGUGCUGCUGGCACAGGUGGCCCAGCUACAGCACAGAGUGGUCCGGGAGCAGCUGGGGUGAGCGGAAGAGUGACUCCUCAAGCUGCCUUUGAGUACAGGGGGACCUGGAUACCAAUAAUGACAGUUACUGUGCAAGGAAGUGCUAAAGCAACUUGUUUGGAGAUGCUGGACAAGGUGGAACCUCCAUCAAUCCCUGAAGGCUAUGCCAUGUCUGUGGCCUUCAGCUGCCUGCUGGACCUUGUACAAGGCAUUACAUCCAUGUUAGAAAAGGAGCUGGGUCAAAGUGCCCCCCAAACCAGGCCAGAUCCAGCCAUGGUACAGAAACAGACUUCUGAGCAAAGUGAUAAGGAACCUGACACAAGGGCAGUAUGGGUAGAAAUGGUUAAUGCUUGCUGGUGUGGCCUUCUUGCGGCUUUGUCCCUACUUCUGGAUGCCAGCACGGAUGAAAAUGCCACUGAGAACAUACUUAAAGCAGAAUUGACCAUGGCCUCGCUCUGUGGAAGACUCAGCCUUGUCACGCCUAGAGAUGCCUUCAUUACAGCUAUCUGCAAAGCUUCCUUACCACCACAUUAUGCCUUGACUGUACUAAGCAGCUCGGCUUCCACCCUUACAAACAAGUUGCCUGACUAUAUCUGUGGGAAGGUUCUGGCUGUCCCUAUGGCAACCUAUACCGCAUACUCUAUCCAGGGGCAGAAUGUUCAGAUAAUCAGCCCUUCCAGUGAGUCUCACCAGCAGGUGGUGGCGGUGGGGCAACCCCUUACUGUCCAGCCCCAGGGCACAGUUGUGCUUACUGCAAAAAACAUUCAGUGUAUGCGGACAUUGCUGAAUUUAGCCCAUUGCCACGGAGCUGUUCUUGGGACAUCCUGGCAGCUGGUCUUGGCAACUCUUCAGCACCUUGUGUGGAUUCUGGGGCUGAAACCUGGCAGUGGAGGUGCCUUAAAACCAGGAAGAGCUGUUGAGGGGCCAAGCACAGUUUUGACAACAGCAGUGAUGACGGAUUUGCCAGUAAUUGCCAAUAUUCUUUCCAGACUGUUUGAGAGCUCACAACACCUUGAUGAUGUGUCCCUGCAUCACUUGAUAAAUGCUUUAUGUUCCUUGUCUAUGGAAGCUAUGGAUAUGGCUUAUGGGAAUAACAAGGAACCUUCUCUCUUUGCUGUUGCUAAAUUGCUUGAGACAGGACUGGUUAAUAUGGACAGAAUAGAAAUUCUGUGGAGACCUCUGACAGGCCACCUCCUGGAGAAGGUUUGCCAGCAUCCAAAUUCUAGAAUGAGAGAGUGGGGAGCUGAAGCAGUGACAGCUCUGAUAAAGUCAGGCCUGGUAUACAAACAUGACCCAGCACUAUCAGAGAACCAGAGGCUGCAGUUGCUGUUGCUGAACCCAUUGAAGGAACUGUCCAACAUUGUCCAUGCUGAUAUCCGACAGAAGCAGCUGGAGUGUGUCCUGCAGAUUUUACAGAGCCAGGGUGACAGUUUGGGCCCUGGCUGGCCCCUUGUUCUGGGUGUCAUUGGAGCAAUCCGGAAUGAUCAAGGAGAAUCGUUAAUUCGAACAGCAUUCCAGUGCCUGCAGUUAGUUGUGACAGAUUUUCUGCCAACUAUGCCUUGCACGUGUCUACAGAUUGUGGUGGAUGUUGCUGGCAGCUUUGGACUUCAAAAUCAAGAACUGAAUAUUAGCCUGACUUCAAUAGGUCUUUUGUGGAAUAUCUCUGAUCACUUUUUCCAAAGAGGAGAAACUAUUGAAAAGGAGCUAGAUAAAGAGGAGACCAUUUUGGAGAAGCAGGCAAAAGAAAAAGGCGUUCCUCUGAACCGUCCAUUUCACCCUGCGCCACCCUUUGACUGCCUCUGGUUGUGUCUCUAUGCCACGCUGGGUGAGCUGUGUGUGGAUCCACGUCCUGCUGUGAGAAAGAGUGCAGGACAGACCCUCUUCUCUACCAUCAGCGCUCAUGGAACCUUACUGCAGCAGGCUACCUGGCAGACCGUUGUCUGGAAGGUUUUGUUCCAUCUAUUGGAUCGUGUUAGAAAAUCAUCAACUACAGCAGACAAGGAGAAGAUUGAAUCAGGAGGAGGCAACAUCCUCAUCCAUCAUUCAAGAGACACCGCUGAGAAACAGUGGGCUGAGACCUGGGUCUUAACUUUGGCCGGGGUCGCCAGAAUCUUUAACACCAGGAGAUAUUUACUGCAGUCCUUAGGUGACUUCUUCAAAGCCUGGGAGGUUCUUUUGGAUCAUAUUCAAUCAGCAGCGCUCAGCAAGAACAACGAAGUGUCGCUGGCUGCUCUGAAGAGCUUCCAGGAAAUUUUACAAAUAGUGACUCCAGUGAAAGACUCUGAGAAACCAGACACACUCUCAGCCGUGAACUUGCCUAUCCUUAUUGAUCCAGUGACUGCUUCCGGCCCUGGUAGACCACUUGAAAGAACAGAUUCACUCGGGGAAAGGCUCUCAAGGUACAGUGGAGCUGAACAGAUCCCGCCUCCUGAUGAGAUUGAAGAUUCUGCCCUUUGGUGGUCUGCUUGGAAUGCCUGGUACAGGAUAGGGACUGAUAGUACAAAACCACCAACCAGUUCUGAGAAACUGGCAUUUAUACCCAGCCAGCCUUUUCUUACCGCCCUCAUUCAGAUAUUCCCAGCACUCUACCAGCACAUCAAAACAGGGUUCAGCAUGGACGAUCUGAAAAAACUAGGAGUCAUACUGCACGGUGCAGUCUCUGUUCCCAUCAGUUCCGACGCUUCUCCUUUCAUUCUGCCGUCUUAUACGGAAGCAGUAUUGACAAGUCUUCAGGAAGCUGUUUUGACAUCUUUAGAUGUCUUGCAGAAGACUCUAUAUAACAGUGCACCAGGAAAAGAGCUACAGGCAAUCUGUGUUGGACCAGAAAACAUGCAGGUCAUGUACCCAGCCAUCUUUCACCAGCUUUUGUUGUUUGUGGAAUUCUCUUGUAAACCUCCGCAGUAUGGAAAACUAGAAACAAAACACGUCGCAAAUGCCAAGUACAACCAGAUCCAACUAUUUGCACCGGCCGAGUGGGUAGCCUUGAACUAUGUUCCAUUUGCUGAAAAGUCAUUAGAAGUGGUCGUGGAUUUAUAUCAGAAGACUGCAUGUCAUAAAGCUGUGGUCAGUGAGAAAGUACUUAAAAAGAUUAUAAAGACCUUGAGAAUGCCACUCAGUUUGAAAUAUGCCUGUCCAUCUGAAAGUACGUGGAAGUUAGCAGUUUCAUCCCUGUUAAAAGUGCUGUCCAUCGGACUACCAGUUGCGAGACAGCAUGCUUCAUCUGGAAAAUUCGACACCAUGUGGCCAGAACUUGCCAGUGCAUUUGAAGACUUCUUAUUUACAAAAAGCACACCACCCGAUAAUCUGUCCAUUCAGGAAUUUCAGAAAAAUGAAGGCAUAGAUGUUGAGGUUGUGCAGCUCAUCAGCACAGAGAUUUUGCCUUUUGCUAAUUUUAUUCCCAAGGAGUUUGUUGGCCAGAUAAUGGCAAUGCUCAAUAAAGGAUCCAUUCACUCUCAGUCGUCUUCAUUUACAGAAGCAGAAAUUGAUAUCCGGAUGAGAGAAGAAUUUUCCAAAGUGUGUUUUGAGACUCUCUUGCAGUUCUCCUUCAGCAACAAAGUAACGACUCCUCAAGAAGGUUAUAUCUCCCGAAUGGCACUGUCAGUGCUCUUAAAAAGAUCACAAGACGUGCUGCAUCGCUAUGUGGAGGAUGAGAGGUUAAGUGGCAGAUGUCCACUCCCAAGGCAACAGGUGACUGAAAUAAUCUUUGUUUUAAAAGCAAUCAGUACUCUAAUGGACUCACUCAAGAAAACGCAGCCUGAAAAUGUUGAUGCCAAUACCUGGGCACAGGUAAUUGCAUUGUAUCCAACACUGGUUGAAUGUAUCAUGUGCUCAUCAUCUGAGGUCAGUUCAGCAUUGAAAGAAGCACUUGGUCCCUUUAAAGACUUUAUGCAGCCACCAGUAACCAAAGUGCAGAAUGGAGAGUCGUGACCAAUACCAGAAACCCUAAAGAGUGGAUUUUUAUGAAGUAAAGAAGAUUUUUCUGACCGUAAAAUGAAGGGGUCUUUAUUAAAUAUAAGCCCCUCUAACAGACAGUAACCCGUGGCAACUGUGAGACUCAACCCUAAGAAAAGUCUGAACUACAUCAAUUGAAGUCUAUGUACAAUGUAAUACAGUAAUUGAAACUGACUGGAUGGACUUAAUUAAUUACAUGCUACAGUAAAGCGCAGUGGUUUGUUUUUGUUUGUUUUUUUUCUGAUGGGAGGGUAAAUGUGUGGUGACAGUGUUAAUGAUGUAAUUAAAAAUAAAGUAUUAGAACUUUAUUGAUCUUAAAUAAAUGAUGAAAACGGCUGAUCUUUUUGUGAAGUUUUUCAACAACAACAAAAAACUAUUGUUUCCAAGAUCUUGCUGUAACAUUCCAUGUCAACUGUAAGCAGCCUGAAAAAGGGAUCUAUGUGUGCUUGUAAAAUAAAUGGUACAGUUCUAUAAAAAAAAAAAAAGGUUAGCGGGUUUUUUUGUGAUCUUUAUGUUGUAUACUUCCAGUGUCAUUUUAAGCACUUUC
Molecule: messenger RNA, 6169 nt
Organism: Polyodon spathula (Mississippi paddlefish)
Lineage: Eukaryota; Metazoa; Chordata; Actinopteri; Acipenseriformes; Polyodontidae
Product: protein MON2 homolog
Exons: 38
Coding region: 388-5598 (1736 amino acids)
Source: RefSeq, a predicted model, not a curated record